AUGAGGAAAUUAUAUUAUAUUCUAAUUUUAAGUGCUCAACAUUUUAUAUACCUAAGUAAAUGUGGGAAACUUACAAAAAAGGGAGCAAAUCCCCAGGAUAAUUUAUUAGAUAAUGGAAAAGCAGUAGAACGAAGUCAAACUAUACAAAACCCUUGGAGAGAGUACAUGAAAAAAUAUGAUAUACAAAAUAAUCAUGCUUCAGGUAUAAGAGUUGAUUUAGGUGGAGAUGCAGAAUUUAAAGAUAAAACAUAUAGAUUACCUAUAGGAAAAUGCCCAGUUUUCGGAAAAGGUAUAACUAUAGAGAAUUCUAAUAAAAGCUUUCUAGAUAGUGUAGCUGUUGGGAAUGAAAAAGUAAAAUCAGGAGGAUUUGCUUUUCCAAAAUUUCCAAAUGGUGAACAUAUUUCUCCCUUAUCUUUAGAAGUAUUAAGGGUACAAUACAAUCAUAUUGAUGAACUUAAAAAUUUAAAUCCAAUAUCUUUAUGUUCUAAGCAUGCAUCUAAUAUUCGUCCAGAUGGUGAUUUAAAUUCAGAAUAUAGAUAUCCAUCUGUUUAUGAUAUUGAAAACAAUAUUUGUUAUGUAUUGUAUAUAUCAGCGCAAGAAAAUAUGGGUCCUAGAUAUUGUGAUAGUAAUAAAAAUAAUGAAAAUGCUUUGUUUUGUUUCAAACCGGAAAAGUUAGAAAAAUAUAAAAACUUGGUAUACUUAACCAGGGACUUGAGAGAUGAUUGGGAAGAGUAUUGUCCUCGUAAAAGUUUAGGAAACUCUAAAUUUGGUUUAUGGGUAGAUGGAAUAUGUGAAGAAAUACCCUUAACACAUUCAUAUGACGCCGAUAAUAUCAUGAAAUGUAAUGAACUUGUUUUUCAAUCUAGUGCUUGUGAUCAGCCGAGAAUUUAUGAAGAAGAAUUUAGUGAUUACGAAAAAUUAUCACAAGGAAUAAAAAACGGAAAUGUAAAUGCUAUUCGUAAUGUAUUUUUUCCAAAAGGAGCUUUUGAAUCUGAUAGAUAUAAAAGUAACGGAAAAGGUUAUAAUUGGGCUAAUUAUGAUACAGUAAAUAAGAAGUGUUAUAUUUUUAAUGUAAAACCUACAUGCUUAAUUAACGAUAAAAAUUAUAUCGCUACUACUGCUUUAUCUCAUCCAACUGAAAUGGAAAAUAAUUUUCCUUGUGAAAUUUAUAAAGAAGCAAUAGAAAAAGAAAUAGGAAUUCAAUCUAAAAAGAUGGAAUUACAAAGUAAUGAAAAAUUAAUUUUACCAAGAAUAUUUAUAUCUAAUGAUAAAGAAAGCUUAAAAUGUCCAUGCACUCCUGAAGAAGUAGUUAAUUCAACUUGUAGAUUCUUUGUCUGCAGAUGUAUUGAAAGAAUGGAAGAAUUAACAAAAAAUAAUGAGACGAAAUUAAAAGAUGAAUAUGUCACUAGCGAUCCUAGUAGUGGAAAUAAAAAAACGAUGUUUAUCAUUGCAACUAUUGUAGCUCUUGUCUUAUUAGCAGCAGCAUUUCUCAUUUACUUUUAUAGAAAAAAAAAAUCAGAUGACAAAUUUGAAAAAAUGGAGCAAACAGACGCUUACGGUAAAUCAAAUGAAAGGAAAGAUGAACUGUUAGAUCCUGAAGCAUCCUUCUGGGGAGAAGAAAAAAGAGGAUCUCAUACUACUCCAGUUUUAAUGGAAAAACCAUAUUAUUAA
Molecule: messenger RNA, 1671 nt
Organism: Plasmodium relictum
Lineage: Eukaryota; Apicomplexa; Aconoidasida; Haemosporida; Plasmodiidae
Gene: AMA1
Product: apical membrane antigen 1, putative
Exons: 1
Coding region: 1-1671 (556 amino acids)
Cellular component (GO): membrane
Source: RefSeq, a predicted model, not a curated record